Pelobates fuscus (common spadefoot toad) is the source of this 1398-nucleotide messenger RNA. RefSeq names its product zinc finger protein 682-like. The record is from RefSeq and is a predicted model, not a curated record. The transcript has 3 exons. Gene Ontology annotation, biological process: regulation of transcription by RNA polymerase II. Lineage: Eukaryota; Metazoa; Chordata; Amphibia; Anura; Pelobatidae. Gene Ontology annotation, molecular function: RNA polymerase II cis-regulatory region sequence-specific DNA binding; DNA-binding transcription factor activity, RNA polymerase II-specific. The coding region runs from base 179 to 1336 and encodes 385 amino acids.
GGUAUCUAUUGAUCCUGGGUUUUCUGGGGUGAGCAGGAAUUUAACCCUGCUCACACCGCUAUCUAAAUGCCUAUUUAAGAAUCCACAUGCCGUCCUGAAUUCCAGCACACCGCGUAGCUCAUCUCAAAUAUGGCCCCAGCUGUUAGAGCGGAGUCCCCAGAACGCCACCAAGAGGCUCAUGGAUAUCAAAGUGGACACAGAAGAAAGAUCAUAUGCACCAAUCUUAUGUUCUAAUUCAGAAGAUUUUAAAUCCACAAUAGAAUUCCCUCAAAUUGUUCCUUCGUUAAAUGCAACUAGCAAAGAGGAGCCUGUGGAGUGGCUUAUAACAGAUGUCCGAUCACUGGCUGAGUCCCAACCAGAAAUAACUUCUGCAGAAUGUAUUGGGUCUGAAACCUUUAUAAUAAAGGUAGAACAGUGUAUUAAGGAAGAGUCUGACCAUUUGCUCAUUAGUGGCUUUGGUAACUGUAUAGCUAAUUCUUUAGAAAAAGAAAUUAAAAAAGAGGAAGAGACCUGUCCUACAUCUGGAAACUUUGAGCUUAGUGGAAAUGAAUCAGUUAAGAAAGAGAGUGACUCCUCUGAUUCACAAAAUGUGAAGCCACUUAAACAGGAACUCGAAGAGAAAUGUGUAUUCGAGCAAGGGAAAUCACAAAUUUCAGAGACCUCUAAACUGACUCCUGAGAAAAGGAGGAGUGGCCGCCUCUCUUGCAAAAUUAAACAAUCAGGCCACAAACCUUCCCCUAAACCAGAAAUAUUCUUCAAGUGUGAGACCUGUGAUAAAGUCAUUAAACGUCUGGGAAGUUUCCGGGAGCAUCAGAGAAUACACACAGGAGAGCGCCCCUACAAAUGCAAGGUAUGCAAAAAGAAUUUUAAAAGCUGCGCAGAUCUAAUCAAACAUGGCUUGGUUCAUUCAAACCGCCGACCACAUAAAUGUAAAAAGUGUGGAAAGAAAUUUAAAUUGGCUGGAGACUUAAGCAAGCACAGCAAGGUCCACUCAGAUCAGUUCCCUUUCAAAUGUGAGUCUUGUGACAAGAGUUUCAAACGAACAUCCUGCCUCAUCAAGCAUAUGCGCAUCCACACAGAAGAGAAACCUUUUGCUUGCCCCAUUUGUGGCAAACGCUUUAAGUGGGAGUCAUCUGUGCGAGAGCAUCGCAGGAUCCACUCUGGGGAAAAACCUUUUCAGUGUCCAGAGUGCAAAAAGAAAUUCACUCAUUUUUCUACCUUUCAGCAGCACAAGAGGACACAUAAGGAGAAUGCUGCCUUCUCCUGUGACAUUUGUGACAAAUCUUUUAACCACAAAUCAAAUCUUCUCAAGCACAAAAGAAACAUUCACACAUAAAUGUAUUCUUAUUACCAUUUGCAGAAGUUGAUUGUAAUCAUGUACAAAGGUGAUGGACCAUU